This is a messenger RNA of Nothoprocta perdicaria, 3070 nucleotides long. RefSeq names its product succinate-CoA ligase GDP-forming beta subunit (gene SUCLG2). Bases 118 to 1272 code for a protein of 384 amino acids. The record is from RefSeq and is a predicted model, not a curated record. The transcript is spliced from 11 exons. NCBI's taxonomy places the organism in Eukaryota, Metazoa, Chordata, Aves, Tinamiformes, Tinamidae. Gene Ontology annotation, cellular component: mitochondrion; succinate-CoA ligase complex. Gene Ontology annotation, biological process: tricarboxylic acid cycle; succinyl-CoA metabolic process. Gene Ontology annotation, molecular function: succinate-CoA ligase (GDP-forming) activity; ATP binding.
GGGGCCGCGCUGCGGGAGCUGGCGCUGCGAUCMGCCCGCCUGCGCGGCGCCUUCGCGGCUGUGCAAUUAACCCCUAGACGAUGGCUGAACCUGCAGGAGUACCAGAGUAAAAAACUAAUGGCAGACCAUGGGGUUACAGUUCAGAGGUUCUUUGUGGCUGAUUCUGCAAAUGAUGCCCUCCAGGCUGCUCAGAGACUGAAGGCAAAGGAGAUUGUUCUGAAGGCUCAGAUUCUAGCUGGAGGACGAGGAAAAGGUGUUUUCAAUAGUGGAUUGAAAGGAGGAGUUCAUUUAACAAAAGAUCCUAAGGUUGUGGAACAACUUGCCAAGCAGAUGAUUGGGUACAACYUGUCAACAAAGCAAACUCCAAAGGACGGCGUGACGGUUAAAAAGGUGAUGGUUGCAGAAGCACUGAAUAUUUCCAGGGAAACAUACUUUGCAAUUCUGAUGGACAGAGCCUGUAAUGGACCUGUUAUGGUCGGGAGCCCACGUGGUGGUGUUGACAUUGAAGAAGUGGCUGUUACUAACCCAGAGCUUAUAUUUAAGGAGGAAAUAGAUAUUUUUGAAGGCAUAAAGGAUCAUCAAGCACUGCGCAUGGCAGAAAAUUUGGGUUUCAGAGGAACUUUGCAGCAGCAGGCAGCAGAUCAAAUUAAGAAGCUGUAUAAUCUUUUCUUGAAAAUUGAUGCCACUCAGGUUGAAGUGAAUCCCUUUGGUGAAACUCCAGAAGGGCAAGUUGUUUGCUUUGAUGCCAAGAUAAACUUUGAUGAUAAUGCAGAAUUCAGGCAAAAAGAAAUAUUUGCCAUGGAUGACAAGUCUGAAAAUGAGCCUAUAGAAAACGAAGCUGCCAAAUAUGACCUGAAGUAUAUAGGACUGGAUGGAAAUAUUGCUUGCUUUGUGAAUGGAGCUGGCCUGGCAAUGGCAACUUGUGAUAUAAUAUCCCUGAAUGGGGGGAGACCAGCCAACUUCCUGGACCUUGGUGGAGGGGUCAAAGAAGCCCAGGUCUACCAAGCCUUCAAGCUGCUGACUGCUGACCCAAAGGUCGAAGCGAUUCUUGUGAACAUUUUUGGUGGGAUUGUGAACUGUGCCAUUAUAGCCAAUGGCAUUACCAAAGCCUGCCGAGAGCUGGAGCUGAAGGUGCCCUUGGUGGUCAGACUGGAAGGAACAAAUGUUCAUGAAGCCCAACGUAUUCUCAGUGAAAGUGGACUUCCCAUCACAUCUGCAAAUGACCUUGAGGAUGCAGCAAAGAAGGCAGUGGCCAGUGUUGCCAAGAAAUAACUCCUUGCGGAUAUCACUGUGCAGAGUUUCAGAAGGCAUCAUUCCUGUUGUCAUUUUGAAAAGAAUUAAUGGAGUUUUUCUAAGUAGUCAUUGUUGAUGGACUUAUUUUGUGAUGCAUAAUAGAUGAAGGCCMUAUUUUUCAGAAAAUUUGCAACUACUGUCUUUAAAAUUAGUGUAUCUUCACCUUUUAGUUUUCAUCUUUAAUAUUGCAUUAUGUAAUAUUUCRUUUCACCCUGGGCUCCUUUUUUGCUUUUUUCAAAAAUUCUCACUGAUAACAUAAGAUACAAUAAUGAAUAAUUGAUUUCUAUCAACAGGACUGUUCUUUAAUCAAACACAUGUAGUUCGUGUAUCUUUUAAGCAAUUCUUUUUUAUAUUGUAAAGAGAUGGCAAACUAAUAAUAGGUUAAUGUAUUUUUAUGAACUUCUCCAAUAAUGUACAAAUCUGUGUGCUUACAAUAUCUAUUUUUAUUCAAAUGAAUGAUGUUUAUGUUCUUUUUUAGAAUUGACACACUUUGCCUUAAGGUGAUAUCUUUUUUUAAGAUGCAAAAGGAUACCUCACAGUAGGAAGAGAGGUUGAAUAGUUGAUGGUAAAAGGACCUUCCAUUCUUAUACUGUACCGAUAUGCAGGUGAAAUGUGAUCCAGGGUUACAGUUUUUGAAGUGAGGUCCAGUGUUUCUAGGUAUAAUGCUGUUUUACAGAAAAUAUUAKUAGAAUGUGUAUGUCAGUGGAAAAAAAGGCUGCUAACUUCUCAAAAUWAACUCCUCCAUACGUAUGUUACUGCUGUGAGGAUUUAAAAGAUGAGAAUGUGAAACAGUUUUCUAUCAGUAGCACAGGCUAUUCUUCAAAUAAUUUAACAUUCAARUAAUUUAACAAAGAGGAAUCUUAUAUUUUGGGGAAUAAAAUGCAAAUUAACAUUUCAAUUUUUAAAGUAUUUGACUUUUUAGGMAUCAGUACAAGUAUAUACAUGAAAAAAAAAAUGAGUUUCAGUACUUAGGUAUYGACUGAGAUUUGAUUAUAUAUUCCUUUGUAACAGUCAAAAUUCAGGCUGUUAGUUACAGAAAUCAUUUAUUCAGGGAACAGAAGACAAGGCCAAAUGGUUUGUGUAACUUAGGAACUCAAUACAAAUCUCAGGCCAGGAAUUACAUGCUGAAAUCCAUCAAUAAAUUUGAGCGGUGAAGAAAUGAGAUAAUACUGUGAUGCGAAGGCUGUAGACUGGCAGAGAGGUAAAAUUUACCUAGUAAAUUCUUAAUUGUUAUUUUUGUGAAGCCCUCAUCAAUACCACCCAUAAUAUAGAAAAUGUWAAUAAUUUUUUGUUAAAACUGCUAGGUUCAAAAUACAUUAUUUGCACUAAUUUCUGCCUCUUUAUGAAAAUUAUACGGAUAGGUUUACUCUYAACAGCCACUCAUGUUUUUAGUCAUUUUCUGUUGCUUAAGGCAAAAAUAUCUGACCGUUGUAACAGCAAUAAAUAUGCCACUAAGUUUGUACUGACUCGCUGAAAGAGAAGGAUAUUGUUGACAGUUCUAGUGAAGGUGCGUAUUAGUGCACUUAUCUAAAAGAAGAAAUGUUUACCUCACCACAAUAAGUAGAAAAAAAAUCACUCUGUGUAUUUUAAUACUGGAAAAUAAAGGCAUUCUGUGGAAGAACUGUUGAUACAAUAUGGUUACACGGACUGUAUAACUUUUGGUCUCAAGAYCAUUAUGUCUGAACGUAAUUAUUAUUCUACAAAGAUGAAUACUGGCUGCACUGUUAGUCAAAUGUCAAAAUGAACCCAAUUAAUGACUUUGUACUAUAAAACAGAA